Molecule: messenger RNA, 2405 nt
Organism: Nothobranchius furzeri (turquoise killifish)
Lineage: Eukaryota; Metazoa; Chordata; Actinopteri; Cyprinodontiformes; Nothobranchiidae
Source: RefSeq, a predicted model, not a curated record
GACUGUGUUUUGUCUUUUGUGCAAAGCAGAAGAGAAGAGUGGAGUCCGAUCAAGCAGCGGCGUCUCUUCCCUCUUCCCCGGAUCCUCUUAAAACUCCCUCCCGAACCUCUCCCCUUCCACCCUUGCCACCCUAUCCACCCCUGAACACACUUCAAGUGACGGUUCGGCCAGAAGCCAAUACAUCUCUUUGUUGGCCAGCGAGGUGGACUGAGCAGCAGCAAUGGAAACAAGUCUGGUUGAAGGAGGACUUAAUGUCACCUUAACCAUCAGGUUACUCAUGCAUGGGAAGGAGGUUGGAAGCAUAAUCGGCAAGGUAAGUGCUUUCCUUUUUCCUGCUGAAAGGAUGUUAUCUUCUGCUCCAUCUGUGUUUUUUGAAAAUCCUGCAUAUUUGGGGGUUUUUUUCCUACAGAAAGGCGAGUCUGUGAAGAAAAUGAGAGAAGAGAGUGGUGCUCGCAUCAACAUCUCGGAGGGGAACUGUCCGGAGAGGAUCAUAACUCUGGCAGGACCCACCACUUCCAUCUUCAAGGCCUUCUCCAUGAUCAUUGAGAAGCUGGAGGAGGACAUCAGCACCUCCAUGACUAACAGCACGGCCACCAGCAAACCACCAGUCACCAUGCGUCUCGUCGUGCCUGCCAGCCAGUGUGGCUCUCUCAUUGGCAAAGGCGGCUGCAAAAUCAAAGAAAUCAGAGAGUCAGCAGGAGCUCAGGUACAAGUAGCAGGGGACAUGCUGCCCAACUCAACAGAGCGUGCCAUCACCAUUGCAGGGACCCCACAAUCCAUCAUUGAGUGUGUGAAGCAAAUCUGUGUCGUCAUGCUUGAGUCUCCACCCAAAGGCGUGACCAUCCCAUACAGGCCCAAACCCUCAGGCUCUCCUGUCAUCUUUGCAGGUGGUCAGGCAUAUGCUGUCCAAGGACAGCACGCCAUUCCACAGCCUGAUGUAAGUGAAGGUCCCUCUCUCACCAAACUUCACCAGCUAGCCAUGCAGCAGGGCCCCUUCCCCAUUGCACAUGGCAACCAGGGCUUCCAGGCUGGAAUGGAUGCCUCUGCACAAACUGGCUCACAUGAGCUGACCAUUCCAAAUGAUCUCAUCGGCUGCAUCAUCGGUCGUCAAGGCGCAAAGAUCAAUGAGAUCCGUCAGAUGUCAGGAGCUCAGAUCAAGAUUGCCAAUCCAGUGGAAGGCUCGACCGACAGACAGGUCACCAUCACUGGCUCCCACGCCAGCAUCAGCCUGGCUGAGUACCUGAUCAAUGCUCGGCUUUCUUCUGAAGCUACUGGACUUGCAGCCAACUGACAUGGAAGAUCUUCAUCAGCAUCUAAUAAACUCCUCCGCCUAAUUUUUACCAAGAACUUAAUGAACUUAAUGCAAAAACCAAGUACUCUAAACUCACUGUUUUCUCUUGCCUUGGUUAGACACAUACUUGGUUGUAAUUACACCGUUACCGUCAUAUUGGUAUUUUAUUUAUUUAUUAUAUUUUAAACCUGUUGGCCUACAGAGACUGUCUUCUGUUGUGUUUUUCCUUUUUAUUUCUGCUGUAAAUCUGUAUGGUUUUCUUGAUAUACUAAAAAAAUGUUUUAGAAAAAUCUGUAAAGGCAUAAUGUUUUUUCUUAUGUCAGAUUUUUCUUAGAAAAUGUUAAAAUGAAGUUAAAAAAACAAUAACAAUAAAGAUGGACUGUUCUUUCCCUUCCUUUGAAAUAUAUAUUUAUUUUUAUUUAAUACACAGUUCCUUGUACAAGUAGAAUUCAAUAUUUGCUAUUUGAAGAUGUACUUCCUGAACAAGGCAUUGUGGGAUUUAACGGGUUUUAGUGUGUGAAAAGGAGCUAAAUACAUAUUCAGGAAAAAACUUUGAAGGUAAUUUAUUUCUUAGUGGGGGGAGGGGUCAUAACUUUAAGCUUUGUCACGUUUCACCUCUAACCUGCUCAGUAAUUGUGUCAUUCCUGUUUCCAUUCAUUGUAUUUGUUGAUCCGGACGUUUGAGCUUCAUUGUGAACACUGAUCAGGGUGGGUGGACCGCGGUCACGAGCAGUGGGCCGGAACAUUUUGGAAAUGUUUUCUCAGAAAUUACCAAGACCAUAGUGGUGGCGACGACGAUGACUAACAUGAAAAUGUUUGUUUUGAAUAGAGAAAAUAUUUUUUUUAAUGCCGGGCAGGGGAAUGCUGCAAGGGUGCAAAACUAAGACAUAUUGGUCUUUAUAAGUAUAUUAUGCUGAAGUAUUAAAUUAUGAUUAACUAGAAGAAUUAACACUAGUUUCCUGCUAUCCUCUUCCGCCUGGGUAAGAUUUUAUUUUUUUUAUUCUUUGCAGGAUGAAGAAACUCACUUUUUUGUGCACGUUUUCAAACUAUUGUAGAUCUGGGUGCAAUUAAUGUGUUGAUAAAAUGAAAUGCAGAAAUAAAAGAUGUGAAAAGGC